This is a messenger RNA of Pungitius pungitius (ninespine stickleback), 2112 nucleotides long. Its product is annotated as dihydrolipoyllysine-residue succinyltransferase component of 2-oxoglutarate dehydrogenase complex, mitochondrial-like. The transcript has 15 exons. The record is from RefSeq and is a predicted model, not a curated record. Gene Ontology annotation, molecular function: dihydrolipoyllysine-residue succinyltransferase activity. The coding region runs from base 96 to 1433 and encodes 445 amino acids. Gene Ontology annotation, cellular component: mitochondrion; oxoglutarate dehydrogenase complex. NCBI's taxonomy places the organism in Eukaryota, Metazoa, Chordata, Actinopteri, Perciformes, Gasterosteidae. Gene Ontology annotation, biological process: tricarboxylic acid cycle.
GUAACGCCCUCUCGCUGCGGAGCGAGCUUCCGUCGCGCUCCUUCAACUGUCAGUUAGAUCCUCAAGAGGGGAGAAAACACCAGCGGGCCGGCGUCAUGUUAUCGCGAUCCAGGUGUGCGUACCGGACGCUCGGUCGUUCACUGUCAGCGGCGAGCCAGGCAAAUAACGUGCUGUGCCGACAAAGUGUUUCGGGCCUCAAUGUCGGCAGCCAGCUAGUUUACAGGAAUUCUCCACCAUGUGAAUUUGGAUCCUCAGCAAAUGUCCCCCACAUAAGAUACUUCAAGACAUCUACUGUCCACAGGGAGGAUGUCGUCACAGUCAAAACGCCUGCUUUUGCAGAAUCCGUUUCAGAGGGUGAUGUGAGGUGGGACAAAGCCGUAGGCGACUCAGUGACUGAAGAUGAAGUGGUGUGUGAAAUCGAGACUGACAAGACGUCUGUACAAGUCCCCGCUCCAGCAGCUGGUGUAAUCGAAGAACUGUUGGUGCCCGAUGGAGGAAAGGUGGAAGCAGGGACGCCCCUCUUCAAACUCCGCAAAGGAGCUGUUUCUGCCAAAGCUGCUCCGUCACCAGCAGCAGAGGCACCGGCGGCCGCUCCUCCACCUCCACCUCCACCUUCAGCACCCGCCGCAGGGCCUCCAGUGGCGCCGCAGGCUGCACAAGCCCAACGGGUUUCCGCCAUCCAGCCCGCAGCUGCAGCUCCGGCAGCGGCUCCUCUGACAUCAGCGGGAAGAGGAGAACACCGGGUGAAGAUGAACCGCAUGAGGCUGAGGAUCGCCCAGAGGCUAAAGGAGGCUCAGACCACCUGCGCCAUGUUGACCACCUUCAACGAGGUGGACAUGAGCAACAUUCAGGAAAUGAGGACAAUCCAUAAAGAUGCUUUCUUAAAGAAGCACAGCACCAAACUGGGUUUCAUGUCAGCAUUCGUGAGGGCUGCUGCUCACGCUCUGACCGAACAACCCGCUGUCAACGCCGUUAUUGAUGAUUCAACCAAAGAGAUUGUCUACAGGGAUUAUGUAGACAUUAGCGUUGCUGUGGCAACUCCUAAGGGUCUUGUUGUCCCGGUGAUCCGUAACGUUGAGACCAUGAACUUUGCUGACAUUGAGAAAACCAUCAACGCAUUGGGAGAAAAGGCUCGUAACAACGAGCUCGCUGUUGAAGAUAUGGACGGAGGCACCUUCACCAUCAGCAACGGGGGCGUGUUUGGCUCCAUGUUCGGCACACCCAUCAUCAACCCCCCGCAGUCCGCCAUCCUGGGCAUGCACGGCAUCUUCGACCGGCCCGUGGCCAUCGGCGGCAAGGUUGAGAUCCGGCCCAUGAUGUACGUGGCGCUGACGUACGACCACCGACUGGUCGACGGCAGAGAAGCGGUCACUUUCCUUCGCAAGAUCAAGGCGGUGGUGGAAGAUCCCCGCGUGCUGCUCCUGGACAUGUGAUGUUACUCUCACUCAAAGCUGCACACGAUGAACUCCACGUCACACAAAACGCGCACAAAAUAGAUAUCGCUGUCCCUCGGACCUCUUUGGGAUAAUGAGCAUUCAUCUCUUCAGAUGAAAAUCAGAGGCCGUAGAUAAACUCAUUGCAUCCUUGUCCUUUUUGUGUCAUCAGGAAAAUAAACUACUUCUCCAAGCAGCAUUUGGCUUCUUCCCCCACUUGUUAGUUAGCGCUUUUCUACCACAAACCAGCUCAUGAUGUUAACGCAGGAUUGAAAUGAUCUCUUGGUCUUUGAUUUGAUGGUAAUUGUUACGAGCAAAAGUGUGUAAGAAGGAAUCGAUGACUGGGGAACCAGGUUUUUGUCUUUGCCACCAGUUCUAUUCAUCCGUGUCCUUUUGAGUUGGCUUUAAAGCUGCUUCGCAGAUUCUUUUGACCAUCAAAUUCUACAAAUGUUUAUCCAACUGCUGCAAGAUUUAAGUAAAACACAGCCAGCAAUUCACAAACCGUACGACACACCAAACCCUGUUUUCUUUUCAACAUGUCGGCAAUCGUGUUCAAAACAAGUUGGCUGCAGAUUUCUAUGUUGAGAUUUUCUUUGCUAUCAUUUAUAUAUAUAUAUAUAUAUACAUUACUUGCAUCUAUUUAAAGAAACAAUUUUAAGCAUUAAACAUCUCAAAGAGC